Messenger RNA from Echinostoma caproni, 546 nucleotides. The record is from the annotation of a GenBank genome assembly. Lineage: Eukaryota; Metazoa; Platyhelminthes; Trematoda; Plagiorchiida; Echinostomatidae.
AUGGCCCAUUUUGUUGGAACGUGGAAAUUGGAGAGUAGUGAAAAUUUGGAUGCCGUAUUGCAUAAACUCGGUAUCAAUAUGAUCAAAAGGAAACUGAUUACCAGUACGAAACCGGAGAUCACGUUUACUUUAGACGGGAACAAGAUGACCAUGAAAACGUGUUCCGCGCUGAAAACCACCACAAUCUCGUUCACUUUCGGCGAGGAGUUUAAAGAGGAGACUGCUGACGGGAGAAGUGUCAUGGUUAGUUAUUUCCCAUCCCCACCUACCCACAUCGAGACACGUUCCGCUCACCCGAUCGAUGCUUUCCGAUGGGCACUUUUGAUUAUGAUCCUUUCCACUUUCACCAAGGAAUCGGACGAUAAAAUUUGUCAAGUACAAAAACAUCCGGACAAUACCACGCACGUUGUUCGGGAAGUACAUGGAAACCAGAUGACUGCGGUAAGUAAACACACAGGGCUUGUGAAUCCAAUGCUUCCGUAUUAUUGUCCCCCUCCCCCCUUCCGUUGUUUUGAUGAUCUCUAUGCUGCUAUCGAACUUGGAUAA